Messenger RNA from Phasianus colchicus (ring-necked pheasant), 1738 nucleotides. It is a transcript of the gene BID, whose product is annotated as BH3 interacting domain death agonist. Gene Ontology annotation, cellular component: cytoplasm; cytosol; mitochondrion. Gene Ontology annotation, biological process: positive regulation of release of cytochrome c from mitochondria; positive regulation of extrinsic apoptotic signaling pathway; apoptotic mitochondrial changes. Lineage: Eukaryota; Metazoa; Chordata; Aves; Galliformes; Phasianidae. The record is from RefSeq and is a predicted model, not a curated record.
GCCCUUCCUUUUCAACAAAUAUCUAAGAACAAGUACUGAAACAAAGCCUGAGUAUAUUCAGAUAUCUCUAGGUGUAUGGGGUGGGGGCACUUGAAAUCCUGCAGAUGUGUUGCAAUGCCAUCUGGGUGCUUCACUUAGGAAUAUGCUGCUGUGCACACAGACCUGUGCAGCUCACAGAAGGUCAUCAGGAACCUGGAAAACCCAGCAGACAUGAUUUACUUUUACAGGGCUGGAGUCUUCUCUGUGAUAACCCUGCUUUCCUGCUCUGGCACUACAAAGAGUCUUCCCUCCCAUUUCUGGCACCACCUAAAGGUGGCUUUAAGCCCCAUUUGUAGGUCAUGUUGCAUCGCUGUCUGCUACAUAUCCAUGGCAGGGCAAGGACUUCUGAUCUGAAGCAGACUGUGACAAGCUGUUCUAUCUCUGAAUCUAUCAUGGAACAGGAUAUCUAUAGUGAUGGAUCUGACCAUAUGGAACGCAUGCUGCUCUUUGCUUUCCUGGCGGAGUCCUCUGGCUGUGAGUUCAGAGAGCAGCUGCCAUUCCUACAAAGCCAGGGCAUCUUGUGUUCCGUUAAAGGUGUUCAAUCUUAUGAUAGCGAUGGAGAACUUCAGACUGAUGGGAAUCGAAGUGGCCACUUGCAGAAUGGUGAGCUAGUGCUUGACCCUGAGGUAAAUGAAGAAAUUGUCCGAACCAUUGCUGCUCAGCUUGCUGAGAUUGGAGACCAGCUGGAUAAACAAAUCAAAGCAAAAGUAGUAAAUGAUCUAGUGCAACACUUUCUGAAUGAGAAUCUGCCUAGAGAGGAGAUAACACGAUGCCUGUCACAGGCAGUGGAAGGACUUGCCAGAGCCAUCCCAUCAGAUCUGGAGCAAGAGAAGGCCAUGUUGGUGCUAGCAAUGCUCUUAACUAAGAAAGUGGCAAAUCAAGUGCCUUCCCUUCUACAGCGUGUCUUCAGCACCACUGUGAACUACAUCAGCCAACACCUCCACAACUAUAUUGUCAGAAUGCUGCGUGAGUGAGAAAUCUCCAGCGAUUGGCUUCCUGAAGACUUUUUAACUUCUUGAUCUGCUCAGAUACUUUUUCUGCUCAUAACUUUUGAAACACAGCUGUGAAAGGGAAGGCAGAGCUUGUAGAUGGGCUUUUGUAGACUAGCACAGUAGCGACGGUAGUGAGAGCUGCAUGACUGGUCUGCCAGCACCUGUAAGAUAUAGUGCUUACUCUUCUCCAUUUUACAAAAUAGAUGUUUUUCUUUUUUUUUUCUUCCCUCAUCUUAUCAGUAGCAGAUGUAAUGCAGGAACAACCCCUGGCUCAUGCCUCUAGGGGAAGUGCACUGGGUGCUGAGUCCACCUUGUCAGUAUUUCUAGCCAACUGCUGCAUCCUGCAGGUUUGUGCUGCAGCUGGGCAAGGUACAGGGGUGGAUUCUGGGGGGAACAGUAUCCGGACAUGCUUGAGAAAAGAUGGUCAUUGGCUUCAGAGCAGCUUGCUGGAGAGAAAAAAAGAUACCAGCCUAGAAUGAGGAGGAAUACCUGGUGUUUCUGGUCAGUAGCACAUUGUAUUCACAUCUCAGGUUCAGUGAACAGACUUGGACUCAGGUUGUUUGAUGUAUGUGUCAUCACAUAUGUGGUGGCUGAGGCUCUUCUUGUGAUCCAGCUGCCUCUGAAGAAAUCAUGUAAAUAAUGUCCUUUCAUUGGUGUUUUGUUUUUUUUUUUAAUAAAAAUGGACAUGACAUACAUAUGCAUCUUAA